AUGUUUUCAAAUCAACAACAGCAACAGCAGCAAGAUUUCAAUAUCGAAAACCCUGACCACAACCUUUUUAUCAACAAUCCCAGAUCAAGAAACAGCUUUGGUCAGCAAGCGCAAGGUCAGCCUCAACAGCCUCAACAAUCGACAUCUUCCUCUUAUCACACUAUGCAUCACAGCAACAGCUUUGGUCCUAUGGCCAUCAAUCCUUCGAGCACAGUUCAGGGCAACAACAACAAUGGCCAAAGUAGCAUGGCUUUCACAGACCCCUCUUCCGCAAAUUGGUUUGGCACUAGCAUGGAUUCAAAUGCCUCUUCAUUUGGUCAAUCUCCUGUGUUUGGCGGAAGAGAUUUGCUAGUUACACCUUCCAAUUCUACGGGCCAUAUCAUUGACAGCUUUAACGGUGGUGAGGAUGAAGAGUUGAGCCAAAGAAACCAUCAAGAGAUAUUUGAAAAGAGAAGAAGAAGACGUGAAUCACACAAUGCUGUAGAGCGAAGAAGAAGGGAUAAUAUCAAUGAGAGAAUUCAGGAGCUAUCUACAUUAUUGCCCGAGCAUUUGCUUGAAUCUGUGCCUGCUAGCUCCAAUGUCAUGUCAGUCGCAACAGGCCAAAAUGGUGCAAACGGGAAGCCCAUCAACAAAGGCACUAUCCUUAAACUAUCUGUUGAUCAUAUCAAAGAGUUGAGAGAAGAAGUGAUAAACUGCAAAGGCAAGAUUAAGGACUUGGAGCGACUGAUUGAGAUUGCCAGAGGUAAUCAAGAUCCAGCUUUACAACAACAUCAUUUGAAGGCAGAGGACAAUGGUAUGGACUUGUACAAUCAACAGCAACAACAACAACAACAACAACAACAACAACACAUGCACAAUUUGAUGGCUCAGCAGCAACAACAACAGCAGCAAAACGCACAGAGACCGUCCAGACAUGAACGUGUGGGAUCAAUACAGUUUCAACAGCAGUUUGGUAAACUUCAUAUUACUGGAGAAGAGCAACAGCAAGCAUAA
Messenger RNA from Mucor velutinosus, 993 nucleotides. RefSeq lists its product as uncharacterized. The coding region runs from base 1 to 993 and encodes 330 amino acids. Gene Ontology annotation, biological process: regulation of transcription by RNA polymerase II. NCBI's taxonomy places the organism in Eukaryota, Fungi, Mucoromycota, Mucoromycetes, Mucorales, Mucoraceae. The record is from RefSeq and is a predicted model, not a curated record. The transcript is spliced from 2 exons. Gene Ontology annotation, molecular function: RNA polymerase II cis-regulatory region sequence-specific DNA binding; DNA-binding transcription factor activity, RNA polymerase II-specific; protein dimerization activity.